AUGUCUCGGCACGUUCUGCUAUCGCGGCUGGCGGAGCAGUUCCAGCCCUCGUCUCCGCCUCCGCCAGCUCACCGGUUCCCAUCACCUGAAGGGAGCAUGUCCCCUCGGACCCCGCCGUCCCCGCACUCUCCCCCGCGCUCGCCUGACACUCUCUCACAUCACCGGCUGGAUUUACUGCAGUUGGGAGAUAUCGAGAUAGCCGGGAGGGCGCUUAAGCAGUACGCACGGGCUACAGAGUUGGGUGCACUGAUGUACUGCAGUGGCCUCGGAGCGCUGUACAGCGGCGCGGGAGUGUGGCCGCUGCUGAUGCCGCGAGCCUCGCCUCACUUCGCCAGACCCUCGGUGGACCACGCCAGGCAUACCCCACCCAGAGAUGAUGAUGAGGAAGAGCUUCCUUUGAAUUUAUCAACCAAAAACCGUCAUAUCUGGUCCCCGGGAAGUGCAUGUGAGCGUGAAAAAGUUGAAGUGGGAGAAGAGUCGCCGAUUUCUCGAUGGGAGGGUCAGGAUGACACAGACACGCCUCUCGAACUAGUCAAGAGAUGCCGCAGCAACCCUGACGAGGCCGAGCGGCCGCCGAGCGCGGAGCCGCGCCGCUGUCCCUCCGCGCCCGCGCACCACACCUACCCCAUCAAACCCUCACCAGCCGGAGACCUCAACUUCUCUCUACUACUCAAAAAUGAAAACAGAAACGAAAAAUCAUUCCAAUGCAAGCAGUGCGGCAAGUGCUUCAAGCGGUCGAGCACGCUGUCCACGCACCUGCUGAUCCACUCGGACACGCGGCCCUACCCCUGCCAGUACUGCGGCAAGCGGUUCCACCAGAAGUCAGACAUGAAGAAGCACACUUAUAUACACACAGGUGAGAAGCCGCACAAAUGCGUUGUGUGUUCGAAAGCGUUCAGCCAGAGCUCGAACCUGAUCACGCACAUGCGCAAGCACACGGGCUACAAGCCGUUCUCGUGCGGGCUCUGCGACAAGGCCUUCCAGAGGAAGGUGGACCUGCGCCGUCAUCGCGACUCGCAGCACUCGGACGCGGCCGAGCCCCCCGCCGCGCUGCAGGUGCCACACCGCUACAGGUACUUCGGCGACGAACCCCCGGCACCCCUCACCCCACUCAUCACCAACUAAUGCCAGAGUAAUCACAGCUCCAACAAAAGAUGAUGCCAGCGAUUCCUGACUCGCAUUCAGAGCAAAGGUCCCAAGGGUGACACUGAAACUAGCAAACAAGAAAAGUUAUGCUUAGUUAUAUGAUUGCGAAACCUGAAGGUUGUAUUUAAGAGGAGUUAUGUGUAAAUAUAAAUAAUUGUUACCUUUUAGUGCCUUAAGAAAUACCUGUGAAACGUGUUGUUACUAAUUAACCAUGUUCUACAAAGAAUUACGAAUAGAUUGAUAACUGUGUAUAUUUUUAGUGUAAACCUCACAAUCUCCGUCCCAUAAAACAGUGAUAUAAAAGUAGAUAUGGAACAGUCUAUUUAAAAACUGUCGGCAAUCUGGUACCCUGUAGGUAAGUAAUAUAUAGUCUAAUAAUACCAAAGUAAAGUGUCUUAUUUAGUCGUGUGUGAAACGCUUUAUUU
Helicoverpa zea (corn earworm) is the source of this 1571-nucleotide messenger RNA. Its product is annotated as zinc finger and SCAN domain-containing protein 2-like. Gene Ontology annotation, cellular component: nucleus. The transcript is spliced from 5 exons. The record is from RefSeq and is a predicted model, not a curated record. NCBI's taxonomy places the organism in Eukaryota, Metazoa, Arthropoda, Insecta, Lepidoptera, Noctuidae. Bases 1 to 1125 code for a protein of 374 amino acids.